ACUUGGGGCUAAUGUUAUCAAAUUCAUUAUUUCCAUGAGUGAUACAUGCUCAGAGGAGUUAAUGAUGCUCUCUAUUUGUAACCCCAUAAACAAAGUUAAAAAAAAGCGCAAAAAGACCCAGUUGGCUGGGGUUCAUAUUCUACUACUCUUCGACGUUUCUUAAUAAAAAGGCUCUCCAGACCUUUUUUUGGGAAGUGAGGAGGAAAACAAGGGCACAGUGGGUGAGAAAAGGCAAAAGGGAACAGAAACACACACUUGAAUUUUGGGCGCAACAUAUGGCAUCGUUUCUGUCACUCUCUCUUUCCAGUCCAUCUCUGCUUGCAUAUUUCCAUUAGUAUUACCAUACGCUCCCCUCCUCGACCCCCAAAGUACUCUCUCUUUAUGUUAACCCCACCACCUUUCCCCACAGUUCCCCACUCAUACCAACACAAAAAAAAUAGAAACAAAAAUAAAUUAAACUCCCACUCUCUCUCAGUUCUCAGUCCCUGACUCUCCCUCUCUUCUUCUUCUUCUUCUCCUUCUCCUCCUUCCUCUCUUCCAUGGCAACGGCUACUUGGUUUAUCCUCCUACUCUCUCUCUUCACCACCUUAACCUGCGCUCAAACGCCCACUUCUGAUAUCCAAGCCUUAAUGUCCUUCAAGCAAGGCCUCCACGACCCGCUCGGCGCUCUCGACGGCUGGGAUUCGUCCACGCCCUCAGCUCCCUGCGACUGGCGUGGCGUGGUUUGUUACAAUAACCGAGUUCGUGAACUUCGUUUGCCUCGUUUACACCUCGGUGGCCGACUCAGUGACCGGCUUGCUAACUUGCGCCAGCUGCGUAAGUUGAGCCUCCACUCUAACAACUUCAACGGUUCUAUUCCACCUUCUCUCUCCCAAUGCGUUCUUCUACGCGCCGUUUACCUACAGUACAACUCGUUUUCCGGUAAUCUUCCGCCGGGGCUUCUCAAUCUCACCAACCUUCAGGUCCUCAAUGUAGCUCACAACUUCCUCAACGGAAAAUUAUCCGCUGGCAUUUCGCAGAGCCUUCGGUAUUUAGAUUUAUCGUUCAAUGGAUUCUCCGGCGAGAUCCCGGCGAACUUCUCCGUCGACUCUCAGCUCCAACUCAUCAAUCUUUCUUUCAACCGGUUUUCCGGCGAGGUUCCGGCGACUAUCGGGAGACUUCAAGAGCUUGAGUAUCUAUGGCUCGACUCCAACCAGUUGUACGGAACGCUGCCUUCGGCUAUUUCCAACUGUUCGUCGCUCAUCCAUCUGAGCGCCGAAGAUAACGCUCUCCGAGGUUUGAUUCCGGCCACCAUGGGAGCGAUUCCGAAGCUCCAAGUGCUUUCGUUGUCUCGGAACGAACUCACCGGGUCGGUUCCCGAAUCUUUUUUCUGCAGUGUCUCGGUCAAUGGGUCUUCUUCUGCUUCUUCCUUGAGGAUUGUUCAGCUUGGUUUUAAUGCGCUCACGGGUAUUGUUAAGCCGCCAAAUGCGAGGUGUUCGAGUAUAUUGGAGGUCUUGGACCUUAAAGAGAAUCACAUGAAGGGCAUGUUCCCAUCUUGGUUGACAAAUUUGACGGCUUUAAGAGCAAUGGAUUUUUCUGGAAACUUCUUUUCUGGUCCAUUGCCUGUUGAAAUUGGUAAUUUUUUGAGAUUAGAAGAGCUAAGAGUGGCCAAUAAUUCAUUAGUUGGUACAGUUCCUGGUCAGAUUGUGAAAUGUAGUUUGUUACAGAUUCUUGACCUUCAAAGCAACCGGCUUUCUGGUCAGAUUCCUUCGUUUUUGGGAGGAUUAAGGAGCUUGAAGAUGUUAUCUAUUGGUGGAAACUUUUUCUCCGGUCUUAUUCCGACAAGUUUCGGACAACUUUCUGAGCUCCAGACGUUGAAUCUUAGCACAAAUAAUCUAACUGGGAAAGUUCCCAAGGAGCUCAUGCAGUUGAGUAAUUUGAGUACGUUGGACCUCAGCAACAACAAGUUGUCGGAUGAGGUUUUGUGGGAUAAUAUAGGAGACUUGGAGAACCUGGAAGUUCUGAAUUUGAGUAAUUGUGGAUUUUCAGGAAGGUUUCCUGCGAGUAUUGGAAGUUUGAUGAAGCUUACUACGCUGGAGUUGAGCAAGCAAAACCUAUCAGGGGAGUUACCAAUAGAGAUAUUUGGGUUGCCAAGUUUACAAAUGGUUGCUCUGCAAGAAAACCGUUUAUCUGGGGAUGUUCCUGAAGGUUUUAGCAGCUUAGUUAGUCUACAAUAUCUAAACCUCUCUUCCAAUGCCUUUACAGGUCGUGUUCCGACAACAUACGGAUUUAUUAAGUCGUUAAAUGUUCUGUCUCUUUCGAGCAAUAGAAUUUCCGGUGUUAUUCCAGCAGAGAUUGGUAACUGUUCUGAUCUUCAAGUGCUUGAGCUUCGAUCGAACCGCUUGGUGGGCAACAUUCCAGGUUCUAUCUCUGGCCUUUCUCAUCUGAAGAAACUUGAUUUGGGUCAAAAUAAAUUGACAGGUGAAAUCCCAGAGGAGAUCGCCAACUGCUCAUCCAUGACUUCUCUUUUGUUAGAUGGUAAUCAACUUUCAGGCCAUAUACCAAACUCACUGCCAAAACUAUCCAAUCUCACAAUGUUAAACCUCUCCUCCAACAAACUUACUGGGGAUAUCCCUCCAGAUCUUCCCCUCAUUACCGGCUUAAAAUACUUGAAUUUGUCUAACAACAAUCUUGAAGGCGAAAUUCCAAAGGCACUGGGUUCUCAAUUCAAUGACCCUUCAAUUUUCGCGUUCAACGAUAGAUUGUGUGGGAAACCACUGAAAAGAGAAUGUGCAAAUGUGAAGAAAAGAAAGAGGAGGAAGCUGAUUCUGCUAAUCGGUGUUUCUUUAGCUGGGGCUCUCCUUCUGGCAUUUUGCUGUUGUGGAUAUAUCUAUAGCCUCCUUCGUUGGCGUAAGAAGCUGAGAGGAGGCCUAACUGGUGGGAAGAAAAAGAGUCCUGCAAGAGCAAGCUCGGGAGCAGAUAGAGGCAGCGGAAGUGGAGAAAAUGGAGGACCAAAACUUGUGAUGUUCAAUAACAAGAUCACAUUAGCGGAGACAUUAGAAGCAACUAGACAAUUUGACGAAGAAAAUGUGUUAAGCAGGGGAAGAUAUGGACUCGUAUUCAAGGCCUCAUUCUCAGAUGGAAUGGUGCUAGCAAUUCGCCGCCUUCCCGAUGGUUUUCUCGACGAAGGUGGAUUCCGCAAAGAAGCAGAGUCACUAGGUAAGAUCAAGCAUCGAAACCUGACGGUACUACGAGGCUACUAUGCAGGUCCUCCUGACGUGAGGCUCCUUGUUUAUGACUACAUGCCAAAUGGGAACCUUGCAACUCUACUGCAAGAAGCAUCUCACCAAGAUGGUCACGUAUUGAAUUGGCCAAUGCGCCACCUCAUUGCACUCGGCAUUGCUCGUGGCCUUUCUUUCCUGCAUUCGGUUUCUGUUGUUCAUGGCGAUGUGAAGCCGCUUAAUAUUCUUUUUGAUGCCGAUUUCGAAGCCCAUUUAUCGGAAUUCGGACUUGACCGGUUAACCAUAGCAACGCCAGCAGAAGCCUCCUCAUCUUCUACCCCGGUUGGUUCACUGGGCUAUGUAUCUCCAGAAGCUGCAUUGACCGGCCAAGCUACAAAAGAAGCCGAUGUUUAUAGUUUUGGGAUCGUUUUGUUAGAGAUACUGACGGGAAGGAACCCAGUGAUGUUUACACAGGACGAGGACAUUGUGAAAUGGGUGAAGAGGCAAUUGCAGAGGGGUCAAAUUUCGGAACUUCUUGAGCCAGGGCUGCUUGAGUUGGACCCCGAGUCAUCAGAAUGGGAAGAAUUCUUGCUGGGAGUGAAGGUUGGUCUUCUUUGCACAGCACCUGAUCCACUUGAUAGACCAUCCAUGGCUGAAAUUGUAUUCAUGCUUGAAGGUUGCCGGGUCGGACCGGACAUCCCAUCAUCGGCCGAUCCCACUUCAUUGCCUUCUCCAGCUUGAUAUUUUUUUUAUUUAUUGUUAUUAAAUUAUAAUUAAUUUGUUUUCUACCAAAAAAAAAAAAGGGAAUUCUGAUUAAUUUUUUCCAACAUUGUUAUUAUUUUAUUAUUUGUUUAAACUACGUAUGAAAAUCUCACUUUGAAUACGACUAGUGGGUCUUUAAACUUUAUACCUCCUUUUGCUGAACUGAACCACAUCAGCUUUGACCCGUCGGCGCCGUUAGGGAAGUUUUGUGUUGGGGUUUUUUUUGGGGGGGGACCACAUCAUUGUCAAAUUAAGUUUUACACAUUCCCGUGCCGUGUGUGUUCUCGUGAGAGAGAGAUGAGGAUCUGAAAAAGAAAGAAAAAAGUCCAAUUCCCGCCAAAUAAUAAAAAGACUGAAAAACUGAACCGGGGAUUGCCACGUGGCGACUAAUAAAGAGUGGAGAAAGUAGCCGUUAAUGAAACAUGAAAGCUUUCUUUAUCGGAAACAGUGAUUGGAAGGCUUCAGGAUCCGUGAAUGUGUCGGCCCUUAUAAAAUUAGAUUCUUUGGCCUCCUGCCACGUCGGAUUUUAAAUGGGGCGAGCGAGUAAAAAGGGCGAAAAAGUGUUGACUAGCACGUGGCUUCUGACCGGCCUAAAGCCUUGUGGUUUGCUUGUGAUUUUGUGAAGCCAUAAUACGGUGGCACGAAAAUUGUAUGCCACUGGGUCCCACAAGAACUCAGGUCUAUUUUUAAACCAGUCGUAACAAAAACACACUGAAACGCAUCAGAAAUGUGGCAGGGACAGGUAUAGUACGUGACCAAAAACAGUGAAAUAUAAUGCUGUUUCAGACUCGGAUCAAUUAUAAACGAGUAGGGACCCGGCACCACAUUAAUUCGGGUCAUGACAGUAGCCUGGCAAACAGUAUAUGCAACUGUUGGACAUGUCGUUUUCCAUACUGGUUACAAAAUUUACUACAGGAAAUGGGGUGGAUGGGUUACUAAACCCACACCCAUAUCCUGUUUCGGCUUCUAUCCGACCCAUCUUCCAAACUUGAUUAUGGAUUUCCAAUCUUGUCAUCAAGGCAAAGUUUUAGAUGGCAUGAGCAAGGAAAAAAGUUAUCCCAUCUCAAAAGUAGCCACUGACUUUAAAAUAUUUUCCUACCACCAUAAAAGUUUGUACCAACAAUUGGUAAUCACAAAGGCUUUAUACCGAGCUUUCACCUCUGAGGAGGUCGAGACUUUGAAGAAACGAGCCUACAAAAUACUAUACUAAGUGUUACCCACUCCACCAAUCAUCGCAACACAGCUAAUUAAUCUCAAACCCCAACCAUAGAACACCUCAAAUUAAGCUGGCAAAUAAGACCCCUCGAAAACCCAAAUCUAACCAAAAAAAAAGGAAGGAAAAGAGAAAACCAAAUCUAAGAAAGCUAAGGACCACAUUUUGUUUAA
Molecule: messenger RNA, 5348 nt
Organism: Ziziphus jujuba (common jujube)
Lineage: Eukaryota; Viridiplantae; Streptophyta; Magnoliopsida; Rosales; Rhamnaceae
Product: probable LRR receptor-like serine/threonine-protein kinase At4g36180
Exons: 1
Coding region: 540-3941 (1133 amino acids)
Biological process (GO): protein phosphorylation
Cellular component (GO): plasma membrane
Molecular function (GO): ATP binding; protein kinase activity; protein binding
Source: RefSeq, a predicted model, not a curated record